AUGACAAGGCGGGUGCCCCUCCUCAAAAUGAGGAAGUUCCCGUUCCAGAAGUUCUCGCUAAGACAGAAGAGCAUGAAAAAGAUCCCUAUCUUCUGAAAGACGCAGCUUACAUCAAGAGCGACCCCAACUGGAGGAAUAAACAGCGCACCUUGCUUUUCUCAACACGAGGGAUCAGCGGGCAACACCGUCAUUUGAUGGAGGACUUGAAGUUAAGACCUAGUACCUAUCGUUAUCGACGUAGUAAGAAUACAUUUGAUGGAUGAUUUGAAGUUAAGACCUAGACGUAGUAGCUGUAACAUGUGUAUUCACUUCGACGUAAUACCUGUAACAUAUGUAUGACGUAGUACCUGUAACAUAUGUAUUGUUCUGAAGAUUAAUAGACUCCUAUGGAGAGAUUCUGAAGAUUGAUACAUUCCUAUGGGAAAAUUCACGAACAAGAGAUGCAGCCUAUCGUUAUCGACGUAGUAACAGGUGAAUGGAUUCAUCUGAAGUAGUUACACGGUGACUGAGUCUGAGUAGAAUAAUUCCUCUCGAGAUUAUUUUCCCUUCUCAACUACAUUCUCCCUUCUCAACAUUUUCCUGCCCUGUGGAACAGGGGCUUAUCUUAUCCGUAUUAUGUUCCAUAAAAUAAUUAACUCACCUCUCAACUACAUUCUCCCUUCUCAACAUCACCUCCUCUAAUCAGAAAGAUGAUGCCGCAUCACAAGCUGGAGUCGAAAUUUGAGAAGAGGGAAGAUUUUUCAGUAGUAAACGAAGUCGCGGAACUGAAGAGCUGCAACAACGUCUUGUUUUUCGAAGCACGUGGAAAAAGACAGGAUUUGUAUUUUAUGAAAACUUGAUAUGUUUUUCCUGAUAUUCCAGAUUUGUGACAGUGGCAGUCUGCACUGAAAUCUGUGCGAGAUUCAUUGCAUUCUAUUGCAUCUAUCCUAUAUUAUUCCUCCAUUAUCCUACCCUACUGCUCCCUUUCUUCACAGACAUGAUCUUAUUUCGGAUCUUUCCCCCCUUCAUAUUUUUGCACGUCGCUCCCGUACUAGUAUUUGAAUACGUAUAUCUAUCCUAUAUGAGUGAGGAGUUGAGCGAAGAGAAGUAAAACGAAACAGUAAAGAAGUCCGAUAACAAAAAGCACAAAAUUAGAAUCAGACUGGGGCGCGAUUCUGUCUAAGAUUCUGACUAUAUUCCUAUAUCCUACCCUACCUCCUUGCCUCACAGAUAUAUUCCUCUAUUAUCCGACCCUAAACUGCUCCCUUUCUUCAACACAGAUAUAUUUUUCUUUAUUUUCCUACCCUAAACUGCUCCCUUUCUUCAACACAGAUAUAUUUUUCUUUAUUUUCCUACCUUAAACUGCUCCCUUUCUUCAACACAGAUAUAUUUUUCUUUAUUUUCCUACCCUAAACUGCUCCCUUUCUUCAACACAGAUAUAUUUUUCUUUAUUUUCCUACCCUAAACUGCUCCCUUUCUUCAACACAGAUAUAUUUUUCUUUAUUUUCCUACCUUAAACUGCUCCCUUUCUUCAACACAGAUAUAUUUUUCUUUAUUUUCCUACCCUAAACUGCUCCCUUUCUUCAACACAGAUAUAUUUUUCUUUAUUUUCCUACCCUAAACUGCUCCCUUUCUUCAACACAGAUAUAUUUUUCUUUAUUUUCCUACCCUAAACUGCUCCCUUUCUUCAACACAGAUAUAUUUUUCUUUAUUUUCCUACCCUAAACUGCUCCCUUUCUUCAACACAGAUAUAUUUUUCUUUAUUUUCCUACCCUAAACUGCUCCCUUUCUUCAACACAGAUAUAUUUUUCUUUAUUUUCCUACCCUAAACUGCUCCCUUUCUUCAACACAGAUAUAUUUUUCUUUAUUUUCCUACCCUAAACUGCUCCCUUUCUUCAACACAGAUAUAUUUUUCUUUAUUUUCCUACCCUAAACUGCUCCCUUUCUUCAACACAGAUAUAUUUUUCUUUAUUUUCCUACCCUAAACUGCUCCCUUUCUUCAACACAGAUAUAUUUUUCUUUAUUUUCCUACCCUAAACUGCUCCCUUUCUUCAACACAGAUAUAUUUUUCUUUAUUUUCCUACCCUAAACUGCUCCCUUUCUUCAACACAGAUAUAUUUUUCUUUAUUUUCCUAUCCUAAUGAUCUUUCCUAUCUUCAUAUUUUUGCACGUCGCUCGCGUACCGCAUGGUCCUACGGUGAAGUUCCAGGUGCUCAACGUGCAUACUAGUGGUGAGGUUCGGCUAAGCGGCAACUGUUUGCAGUUUUCCCGCGCUUUGCUCACCUUCGAUGCUCCUUUCGAUACAGUGCCGCACCUCCAGUUGAUCAAGGAGCUGUUCACGCAGAGUCUAGGCGCACCGCGCAAUCACCCCAAGUCGAAACCGUUUCAUGACCACGCCUUGAGCUUUUUCUAUGCAGACAAGAAAAUCUGGGUCCGGCACUACCAGAUCGCGCCACUCACUGACGCAGACGGGAACGAUCCGGAGAAGCAGACUCUGACGGAAAUCGGACCGCGCUUCGUCUUAGACCCCAUCUGGAUCUUGCAGGGAUCGUUCAUUAUGAUUUAGUUUGUUCUUUCAUUUAGUACAGAUGUAUUUAUAGUAAUGCAGUCAGGCAGGUUUCUUUUUUGGAGAACUCGCCCGCGGUACAAGAGAAAAAUCCUUCGCGAAACGAAUUGAAUUGCCUUUGAUUGAUCCACUUAUUUAGAAUAGAUUGGUUGAUACAAUCAAAGUUGACCGUGACAUCUCAUUUCGUAGCAUCCCAAAUAAUACACGCACACGUAGUAUUUUCAUCUACGCAAAAUUUUAAUAACCUGCUUCUGCAGCUUGCUUUCUCCUUCCUGUACAAGGCUCCUAUGUUUCCUCCCUCUAAUCUCCGCGGCAAGAAGAUCUUCCACAAUGAGGCGUUUAUGACACCGACCGCUGCACGACGGGAGGCUAAGCAGUCUCUAGGCGUCCAGGCUAAGCUCAGAGCCGAACAGACGGAGCAAACGAAGCAAAUGCAUCAAAUGCUUAAAAGGUCAGCAGAUCCAACGGACGCUAUCUUUGAGGACAUGGAAUAAGGAGAUCAAGAUCAAGAUCAUUAUAACUGGCGAGGUCGGAUGUUUUAUCUGGAUCUUCUAUUUGAGGCAAAACCUCCUGCGAUAGAAUUUAAGAAAAGCAGCAUUAAUAUAAGGAAGUAGAUGAACAAUGGGGGACCACCAAAAAGAAGGUUGAAGACAACACACAAGAUGAAGAUUGUCUCUUCGUCGGACAGGUGCUUUUUAACUUCUACGUUCAUCACGACACGGGACGAGAAUCUGGGCGACAGCACUUUGCUGUUAGACAUUACCUUGAAUCUACAACGAGAAGCUGUUGCAACGAACUGCAAGAUGAAGAUUCAUUGAUUUACACGGUCGCAAACCCGUACCUAUGCAUUUAUUACCAUGUACCAGAAUGAGAAUGACCUACAAACGAGGUCUUUGAUGACCAUCUUUUAAAGAGGUCCACCUUGGAGAUCAGGCCCAC
Molecule: messenger RNA, 3484 nt
Organism: Amoebophrya sp. A25
Lineage: Eukaryota; Dinophyceae; Syndiniales; Amoebophryaceae
Source: the annotation of a GenBank genome assembly